CACAGACAUAGACUUGAUAGUACCAUUUGAUUUCAGUGACCUGAAUUCAAGAAGAGACAAAGUUCAAAGUAUGGAAGAUCUGCUUAAUCAUUUCUUUAAUGAUAUCAAGCAACAAAGAGUUCCCGCCUAUGACAAGUAUAACAUAGCUUUCGUCCUUGAUGGCCUGGAACAAUGUCAACUUCAUCUUGACUUUGAAAACAACAAGGACCUGAGUGAUAUAAAGGAGCGAGCCUCCAUGGAUGUGCUGCUAACAAACCUCAUCAAGGGGAAUUUGCUUCCCUCUUCUCGUCUCUGGAUCAUCUCUCAACCUUCAGGAGUCGACAAGAUUCCUCCUGGAUAUAUUCAGAGAGUGACAGAAUGUCAAGAGACUGAAGAGGCCAUUAAACAGAGACUCAGAAAACACCUGCAGAGGAGAAUUGUCAAGGAUUAUGAAGAUGAAGAGAGUAAACAGGAGAGUCACACAGACCUCUACGAGAUAAAAACUCUCAAAGACACAGAAGAUAAAAAAACACUUGAAAAAGUAAAAAGCAAAGAAAUAUUUGGAUCUUCACAGAAAAACAAAGUCCGAACAGUGCUGAUGGAAGGAGUGGCUGGUAUUGGUAAAACAUUUAAAUCAAGGAAGUUCAUGGUUGACUGGGCAAAACAAAGAUCCAACACAGACAUAGACUUGAUAGUACCAUUUGAUUUCAGUGACCUGAAUUCAAGAAGAGACAAAGUUCAAAGUAUGGAAGAUCUGCUUAAUCAUUUCUUUAAUGAUAUCAAGCAACAAAGAGUUCCCGCCUAUGACAAGUAUAACAUAGCUUUCGUCCUUGAUGGCCUGGAACAAUGUCAACUUCAUCUUGACUUUGAAAACAACAAGGACCUGAGUGAUAUAAAGGAGCGAGCCUCCAUGGAUGUGCUGCUAACAAACCUCAUCAAGGGGAAUUUGCUUCCCUCUUCUCAUCUCUGGAUCAUCUCUCGACCUUCAGGAGUCGACAAGAUUCCUCCUGGAUAUAUUCAGAGAGUGACAGAAUGUCAAGAGACCUCAAAGCGCCGACAGCAGCUGGUAUCAAGCCUGAGAGAAAGAUUUAGUAGAGAAAUCACUCAAGUUGAAGACACCAGUCAUCCUAACCAGAAGAACACAGAACACAUCAUUAGAAAAGUCAGCACAGACGAGGUCAAUGAUGAAGACAAAGAUGGGCAGACUGUAAUGCUGCUGAGAGGGGGAGGCUGCUGA
This is a messenger RNA of Seriola dumerili (greater amberjack), 1216 nucleotides long. RefSeq names its product NACHT, LRR and PYD domains-containing protein 3-like. The record is from RefSeq and is a predicted model, not a curated record. Bases 71 to 1216 code for a protein of 381 amino acids. NCBI's taxonomy places the organism in Eukaryota, Metazoa, Chordata, Actinopteri, Carangiformes, Carangidae. The transcript is spliced from 4 exons.